This is a messenger RNA of Cydia pomonella (codling moth), 5889 nucleotides long. Its product is annotated as NCK-interacting protein with SH3 domain. Gene Ontology annotation, molecular function: Arp2/3 complex binding; protein binding. The transcript is spliced from 10 exons. Bases 162 to 2006 code for a protein of 614 amino acids. Gene Ontology annotation, biological process: endocytosis. The record is from RefSeq and is a predicted model, not a curated record. Lineage: Eukaryota; Metazoa; Arthropoda; Insecta; Lepidoptera; Tortricidae.
GCAGCCCAGAAACUGUCAAAUCGCGAAUGAAAUUGAUUUGUUGAUGGUUCUUGCAAGUUGCAUUAUUUAAAUUUGCAAAUAAACAUAAUGCGAAAACUCUGACUCAAAUACUGAAAAUUCAGUACAAAUUUACUAUUAAAAGAAAAAAAUAUAUAAUCAGAAUGGGUGAUAGCCAAAACGGCUUCGAGGACAAUGAGAUGCUUCAAGCGUUGUAUGACUUCGAAGCAACAUUGGCGAAAACCUUGAGCUUCACGGAGGGCGAGUUUUUCUAUCUACAACAACAGAACGUGAAACAGAGGAACUGGUGGCAUGUCGUUAAUAAAAAGGGUCAAGUCGGCUUUGUGCCCUCCAAUUACGUCGCUACAGUCAAGGUGGAGCCGGAGUUCUUUCUUGCGUUCCUUAGUAGUUGCAUUAAAUCUUUAAAUGAGGACAAUGCCAUGUCGGGGCAGAAGAAGGAGUUGUUAGCUAGGUUGAGUGAAAAAAAGAAGCAGCUGCAGAUAUUAACAAGGCCACAGAACAAGAAGCCACCAGCGCCCAAACCUCCACCACGCCUGGAUGAUGCUACACCUCCUAAUGGUGUCUCUCCAUCUUUUGACUUGAGGCCCGUUGUGUCUCAGCAAUAUAUUAGUGAGGAAAGAGACAGCUCUUCACCAAAGUCGGUGGUUGAUAAUGAUGAUAAUAGUAAGAAAACUGGCAUUACCAAAACUUCCUCGAUCCAGUUAUCCUCAGACACAGACAACCAAGAUGACAGUCAGGAUAGCAGCGAGAGUAUCAAACCUAACGCCAUAUAUGACAUAGUGCAGUCUGUCCGUAAGGAGACGCAGCUCAGUCAUGAAAUGUCUAAGGUGGCUGUGGAGACUGUCCUUAUAUCCUUGAGGGAGUUCCUACCCGGCGGUGCUGCGCGUUCAAUCAUCGAUGCGCUUCUCCGAGAAGCGAACAGCAACAUAACAUGCCCUCGGAACGCCAUGGACGCGGCGCCGGACGCGCUGCGCAUGCUGACGGCGCUCAACGCGCUGUCGAAGGCGGCCAACGACGCGCAGCAGCGCGGCUGGGCGCUGCACGACGACGCGCACGACAUACAGACGCAAUUGCUCGAGCUUAUUUCUGUUAUGUCCAACGCGGAUGUGAAUAUAUCGCAACACGUGCUGAGCAGCCACCGCUACGCUUACGUGACCACUCUAGUGCAGUACUACCAGAUGGAGACACGAUGGCCGCUAAGACAACUUCUCCUACAAGCCUUCGGCGUGAUGUGCGGCCUGGAGCGCACUGCACUAGCCACGUUGGCGCUGUCGCAGCUGCCGCCCGAGAUCGCGCGCGACAUGCGCGACAACCCGCGCGCCGUGAGCCGCCUGUCGCACUCCGCGCUGCUGCUGUCCAUGGUGCUGUCCAUGGCCGACAAGCUGCCCGUCACACACUUCGAAAUACUCGGCGUAGAAUUCGCUGAAUUCCUCCUAGAGCUGAUCGAGAAUCCCCCAGAAACAGAUGUGGACGAGCAAAUACCGGAUCUUUUCCUGACGCUGCUCCUGGCCUACAAUCUACAGUUCGAUACUCCGGUAGAUAAUCUGCUGCUCAACGCGCUGGAGAGGAGGGACAAUGCCAAGACUUUCUGUGAGAAGGUGCUGCUGUUGCUUAACCGAGAAGACGACCCAGUCCACAUCUUCGACCACGAACCGGCCCCAGCGCACUCUGUACUAAAGCUGGUUACCGACCUGUUCUCACGCAAGAAGACCGCCGAGCACUUCUACACCAACGACGUCAAAGUAGCCAUCGACAUUAUCGUGAGACAGCUAGCUGACUUGUCGCCGGGAGAAACGCGCCGUCAAGAAUACCUAAAGAUCCUCCAAGGCAUCAUCCGCAACACCGACUACGGUUCCCACCUGCACCGCCGGGACGACCUGCUGCGCUGCUUCGCCCGCAUCUUCUGCGAGGAGGGCGACUCCAGCCGCGGCGACCAGGCGCUCGUCAGGGCCGUGUCCAACGAGUUCCCGCAAUACUUCAAGGCCUAAGGUCAGUGUGGACGACUACUGGUACUGAACAUACCUUCAACGGUCACUGCAGGUCGCGGAGACAGGCCUAAACGAAGUAUUCAAUUACGCUUUUGAGACGGCGGACGUGAAUGGUUUCUGCUUCUUUAUCUUCUAGAAUAGCCAGUACAUUCCCAAUGCAUUGAACAUUAGAAACUUACAUAGAAGGAGUCGCUAGAGCUAGAUAGAAAAUAAUGGCGUUACUUUUGCCAAUUUAAAGUGGAGAAGUAACUGAUCUUUUGAUUGUAAUCUCUCUGCUACUCGAGCGCACUAAAACUUUUCCCUAUGUUAUAUAAGAUAUUUUUACUCGAUUUAAGAAUGUGAGAAUGGGGACUAAAAACAUAACCAUUCCUUCUGGCCUAUAUGAGAAGGCACGCGCAUGACAAUGGUAGAUGCCAAUUAGGGCAUCCGCUAGCUGGCACGGGUGCACGAAGCGGACGCAUUGUAGGUAAAAUCCGUCGCACGGGUUAGCGUUGCUCGUACUUUUUUUCGUUCACCCGCUCCAUGCACCCGCGCCAGGUUGCGGACGCCCUUAUAGCUGAAUGAUAAAGACAAAAUUCCUAAUAACAUAACUGGUCAAAAAUAAUCCUUAUUAUUCACAAGUACCUAUAUCCUUAGAUACUCGUAAAAAGUUCACCAUUAUAUAUUCUUGUCCGAGUUUUACUUUGUUUUAAAAAUAAUAUAUAUUAGUAGAGAUAGUAAGAAGUACUUCACGAAAAAAAAUCGUUAUUACCUUAAAAUAACUGUUACUAUUUAUUACAGUUACAUUGGAUUUAAAUAGAAAACGAUAGCCGUAUUUAUGGUAUCAAAAUUGUCUAUACAAAUAAAACGUUAAUUUAACCUUGUUAUAUUUCAAAAUUUAUGUCUAACGAUGUUAUAAAUGUGUGUGUGCGUGUAUGUGUGAUUACCUGGUGUCUAAAAGUGAAAAGAAUGUAAUAGAUACGUAAAUAUUAUGAUAUUACUAUGGCAAAUACUUUGAAAAAAUAUGUAUUUCUUUGUGACAAUAUGAAGAGUAUAGUUAUAAAAAUUAUCAAAUACCAGUAAUUCACUAUCGACUAAAUUUAUAAAUCGUAGCUUAACUAUUUUUGAAAGACAUCUGUGCUUUUCGAACAUUAGAGGUAACUAGUGCCCUUCGAUGUCAAAGCCAUACCAUCACCAAAGAGUUGUUUUACGUGUCCUGAUUAUUAUAUACAAUAUUGGUAUGUCAAUUAAAAAAAUGCUUUAAAACUGUCCAACCACAAAUUUUAAUAGUCACACCGGUAGCUCAACCCGAAACACCGUAACACUACCGGCCUAAGUAUUUUUAUAUUAUUUAAUUAUAAGCAUAACGUUAGUAAGACUUAGAUAAUUUAGUAAACACAGUUUUUUUAUUGAUCCUAAAAUGGCUUAACAAUUAUUUGCUUUCAAUGAUCGUAAAUUCAUUGCGUAAUUAUGUAUUACUUAUUCAAAAGUUGUUAAGUUAACUCGUUAUUUACAUCCUUUAACUACCAUAUUUAAAUAUCUGUUAUAUUCAUAUAGUACCUUACGAUACAAGUGCGAAAAAUAGGAAAUUCGCAACGAAUGGGGAUAAAUUGAAACACGAUCAAAGGGUGUAUUUUAAAUCGACACGAACUCCGAAUUGCCUGUUCAGACAUGUAUCGUAACAUAACAUUUUACAGUACAUAUGGCCCUUUAAAUUUUCGAUAUAGUUACGUAAUGUGCUAAUUAUCGCACUAGUGCGGUAAAGUAGCACCAUAUGUACUGUAAAAAUAGUAUAUUUUAAAGUUAUAUUAGGCAAAUGUACAUUUUUUGACUAGUAGAAAGUCAGAGCGUUAUUAUAAAACUUCUAUUCUGUACCCCUAGUGUAAAUAUUUUCGACAGCGAAACGUGACGUACGCGUUUGCGUUAAGUGUCAUUUUGUAUGAGAUUUUUGACUUUCUAAAACGUCCCGCUUGGCGCGCUGUUCAAAAACCCAUACAAAAUGACACUUAACGCAAACGCGUACGUCACGUUUCGCUGUCGAAAAUAUUUACACUAGGGGUACUGGUCGCAACAGUUGAUUACCACAUCUUAUAAUAUGAUUAUAAUCAGGAAACGAAUGUUUGUUUGUUUUUUUUUUCUGCUGUUCUUAUACAAUAUCUUUAAUAUAGCAUAGUGUCAGAAAUGUACUCAUUCAUUUCUCUUUCCUUGUGAUGGCAUAUUAUAUUUAACACUUAUUUUAUGUCAUUGUGUACUUAACAUAAAUCAAAUAAGCAAUAUUUUUGCUAGUCAUUGUUGAUUUAGGUACUUAUACACGACUCAUACGAUAUGAUAUAAACAUAGAAUACACUGCAGCUCUCUAUCUUACAUUUCAAAUGUUUAAUUCUAACAAUUAGCCUUUGCACUUAAAUUAUUAAUAUUAAUAAACAAUCAAAUAUACCACACAUCCUUGAUAAGGAAACUUAAUUUGUAAUAUAUCAUCGCAAAUAAAAUCAGCUACAGCUAAAAUGUUAUUUUCCGUUCGGAGUAAUUAGGAUAGUUAUGAAAGCACUAUUAGCAAACUUAUUAUUGUUUAUACUUUCAUAUUAUUUACUUACUCACUUACUCCGUUGGCUCAGCGACCCAAAAUGUGACUUGGCCUCCGACACAAGACAGUGCCACUUUUCUCAGUCCUGUGCGACUUCUCGCCAAUUUUUGACUCGAAGCUCGCGCAUAUCCGCUCCACCAUGUCGUCUGGGGCGUCCGACAGGACAUCCUCCUGCUAGGCUACCCAGGCUCUUUCACGUUCCGAUCUCAAGGUGGCCCAACCAAUGGAGUCUGUGAGCUUUACUUUUAAAUUACUUGUCUUAAAUUAUGAAAUUAUAAGAAAUAGAUUUUCUAGUUAGCUAGGUAUUCUACAUUUAACUGAUAAGGCAUUAUAAAUGGGUAAUUCAAUACACAAAUAAAUGUAAUUUUGUUGCGCACAACUGAUACCUACUAUAAAUACUCUCCAGAACUCCCAAGCCCUUCUAUCCUCCUGGGUCACGACUUAGUGGGAUUGCGGCCUUAUUUGUCAUGUUUUCAAGCUUGUAAGGUAAAGAAAGUGCUUAUUCAUAGUGUAAGAACCGAGAUUUUCCUUUAAAUCAGAUUUUUCAGACGCAAAAUUUGAUGUUACUACAACCCAUUUACGUCUUUAUUUAUAAGUUAAUAAUGUUUGCUGAGUAUUUCUAUUAGAAUUGAGCAAGUAAUACUUAUAAACAUCGCUUUUGUAUUGCGUAUGUCAAUCGGUAAAAAGUACCUCGUUAAUUUUUUUGUCUUUCCAAUUCAUUCAAACAAAACCGUUUUACUAUAUGAUUUUUAUAAAGUGCUCAAGUUUGAAGCCAAAUUUUAGUACAUAGAAGGUAUGUUUAUAUUUUAGUGUAUUUAUAAGGUUAAUUUACGGCGUGGCUGGUAAAAAACAAAUAUUUCUGUGAAGCCGACAGAAUCAACGACAAAAACAACAUUUCUUGUGACUAAGAUCUAUUUUUGCAAGCUACCUUCGUUAAGUUACUUUCGUACCACCACAAUUUCUCAACACCAUUUGUUGGAAAAAACAGUUUAGGGUCUGAAGUUCUAUGUCAUGCCCACGAAUAUUAUUAAAAAAAUACUUAUAUAAUUAGAAAAUGACGGAGGAGCUUGCAAAUAUGACCUAAUGGUGUUGUUAGUAUUAAUAUCGACCAAUAAUCUCAGAGCUUGUACUUGUUCUGUUUCAACAAAUUCUAUUCAAAACAUCAAAUGUAUUUACCAUAUUAUAUACAUAGAUAUGUAUAGUUAGUUUUUCUUGCGCAAAUUUAAUAAUUAUAUGACAUUCUCUAAGUAUCUAAUCUUGAUUGAAAUGGUCUAAUUUACCUAAUUAAUAAAAUUAUGAAAUAAAAACGACGUUCUGUCA